AUGAUGGUGUGCUGGAUUUUGACUGAGACUGUAUCCAUCAUCGUGGUACUCUCAUGGCUGGGCAUGAAUUUAUAUCUGUUUAUCGACACAUACUAUUGGUAUGAAGAAGAAGAGUCAUUCGUUUACACACGAGUUAUUCUGGGUUCGACCCUGGCAUGGGCACGAGCAUCUGCAGUAUGCCUGAAUUUUAACUGCAUGCUAGUUCUCCUACCUAUCAGUCGAAACCUUAUUUCAUUUGUGAGAAGAACAAGUAUUUGCUUCAGAGGACCGUGGAGGAGACAAUUAGACAAAAACCUCAAAUUCCACAAACUGGUGGCUUAUGGCAUAGCUGUUAAUGCAACCAUCCACAUUGUGGCACAUCUGUUCAACUUGGAGCGCUACCACUUGAGCCAGUCAGAGGGUGCUGGUGGACUUCUUGCUGCACUUUCCAAACUUGGCAACACCCCAAAUGAGAGCUACCUUAACCCCGUCAGGACCUUUCACACAAGCACGACCACUGUGUUGUUAACAACAAUCACAGGCAGUUCUGGCCUGGUGAUCUCUCUGGCUUUGGUCUUGAUCAUGACUUCCUCAACUGAGUUCAUCAGACAGUUCUCCUAUGAGUUGUUCUGGUACACACACCAUAUUUUCAUCAUCUUCUUUAUCAGUCUGGCUGCCCACGGGGCAGGUCGGAUUAUUCGAGGUCAAACUCCAGAGAGUCUCCUGCUGCACAAUGUCACCUUCUGUAGAGACCACUAUGCUGAGUGGCGUGCAACUGCCCUGUGCCCAGUGCCUCAAUUUUCUGGCAAAGAACCUUCGGCUUGGAAAUGGGUUUUGGGCCCUGUGGUCUUGUAUGCAUGUGAAAGAAUAAUUAGGUUCUGGAGAUUUCGACAAGAAGUUGUCAUUACCAAGGUAGUAAGCCAUCCAUCUGCAGUCCUAGAACUUCACAUGAAGAAGCGUGACUUUAAGAUGGCACCAGGACAAUAUAUCUUCAUCCAAUGCCCAUCCAUCUCUCCGCUGGAAUGGCACCCCUUUACCCUCACCUCUGCCCCCCAAGAGGACUUCUUCAGUGUGCACAUCCGGGCAGCAGGUGACUGGACAGAAGCUUUAUUGAAGGCCUUUGGGGCUGAGGGACAGGCUCCCAAGGUUCCCUCCAGCCUGCCAAGGCUGGCUGUGGAUGGGCCAUUUGGAGCUGCUUUGACAGACGUGUUCCACUAUCCUGUGAGUGUGUGCGUGGCAGCAGGAAUUGGAGUUACCCCCUUUGCCUCUCUCCUGAAAUCUAUAUGGUACAGAUGUUGUGAACCACAGAGCCAGCCGGUGCUGAGCAAGGUGUAUUUCUACUGGAUCUGCCGGGAUGCCAGGGCAUUUGAGUGGUUUGCUGAUCUCUUACUCUCACUGGAAACACGGAUGAGUGAGCAAGCGAAAACUCACUUUCUGAGCUAUCAUAUAUUUCUUACUGGCUGGGAUGAAAAUCAGGCUAUUCACAUUGCUUUGCACUGGGAUGAAAACACAGACGUAAUUACAGGCUUAAAGCAGAAAACUUUCUAUGGGAGACCCAACUGGAACAAUGAGUUCAAACAGAUUGCCUACAAUCACCCCAGCAGCAGCAUUGGAGUGUUCUUCUGUGGACCCAAAGCUAUGUCAAAGACACUUCAAAGAAUGUGCCGCUUAUAUUCGUCAGCUGACCCCCGGGGUGUUCAUUUUUAUUACAACAAGGAAAGCUUCUAG
Molecule: messenger RNA, 1707 nt
Organism: Castor canadensis (American beaver)
Lineage: Eukaryota; Metazoa; Chordata; Mammalia; Rodentia; Castoridae
Gene: Nox3
Product: NADPH oxidase 3
Biological process (GO): superoxide anion generation; defense response
Cellular component (GO): plasma membrane; NADPH oxidase complex
Molecular function (GO): superoxide-generating NAD(P)H oxidase activity
Source: RefSeq, a predicted model, not a curated record